AUGGUGGCUGCAAAGAAGAUGAAAAAGUCGAGGGAGUUGAUCAACUCUAGACUCCACCUUGUUAUGAAAAGUAGAAAGUACAUGCUGGUGCAUAAGCAGACUCAGAAGCUGACCGGACAAUGCAAAGCCAAACUGGUCAUCCUCACCAACAGCAGUCCAGUCUUGAGGAAAUCUGAAAUAGUGUACUAUGCCAUUUUAGCCAAGACUGGUGUUCAUCACUACGGUGGCAAUGAUACUGACUUGGGCACAGUGUGUGGAAAAUACUACAGAGUGUGCACACUGGCUGUCACUGAUCCAGGUGAUUCUGAUAUUAUCAGAAGCAUGCCAGAACAGACUGGUGAAAAGUAA
This is a messenger RNA of Phyllostomus hastatus (greater spear-nosed bat), 348 nucleotides long. RefSeq names its product 60S ribosomal protein L30-like. Gene Ontology annotation, cellular component: cytosolic large ribosomal subunit. The transcript has a single exon. Gene Ontology annotation, molecular function: structural constituent of ribosome; RNA binding. The record is from RefSeq and is a predicted model, not a curated record. Lineage: Eukaryota; Metazoa; Chordata; Mammalia; Chiroptera; Phyllostomidae. Bases 1 to 348 code for a protein of 115 amino acids.